AUGAUCAAGGAUAUGGCGAGACUGCUAUCCUUCCUCCUUUUGCUCAUUCCCGUAAUAUGACCCUGAGGAGAUGGGAUAAGAGAUGCUGGAGAGCAAUGAGACAAUGCAGGUGCACUUGGAUGUACUGGCUGAGUAGUUGACACAGGUUACACCUGUGUCGGUGGAGACACCACUCACAGAGAUACUUGCUUCCCAACUUGAGGUGAUGGUCUCAAGAUGCCAGGAGAGUACUGUGAUGAUGGCAAUACAGCCUCAGGCGAUGGCUGUGACAAAUAUUGCCGUAUUGAAAAAGGAGUCAGUUGUUAUGAUGGAACCACUACUACCAAAGAUACUUGUGCUCCAAACUGAGGUGACGGAAUUAAAGUUGCCAAUGAAAACUGUGAUGAUGGCGAUGUUAAUGACCUUGACGGAUGCUCUUCAAUCUGCGAAGUUGAAGCUGGCUGGCUCUGUGACCAAGGCACAGGAGGCCGAGACGACAUCUGCGAAGAAGUUUGAGGAGAUGGUAAAAAUAUGGGUAAUAAACAAUGAGAUGAUAAGAAUAUUUAUAUUGGUGAUGGUUGAGAUCACAUAUGUAUUGUAGAAGCUGGAAUGGCAUGAACAGGUGGUAAUGACACCCAUUAUGACACCUGCACAGAGAAUUGUGGAGAUGGUAGAAAUAUUGGAAUUUUGCCAUGAGAUGAUGGUAAUCCAAGAGAUGGUGAUGGAUGAUCCUCAACUUGCCAAAUUGAGCGGGGGUUCGAUUGACCCAUAGAACCUCAGAGAAAUGAUGUUUUCAACAUUUGAAGAGAGAUUUGUGGUGACGGGUACAAUUUUGAGUAUUUUGAUUGUGACGAUGGAAAUUUAGUCAAUGGAGAUGGAUGAGACAAUAAUUGAGAAGUUGAAGUUGGUUGGAGAUGCUCUUAUGGAAAUAGCACAACUGCUGACUCAUGCUGGCAAAUCCUUCCUUAUAUUACUAAUUACACCCUUCAUCCUGACAAUAGGAUUCUUCAAAUUCACAUCAAUGCAUCUGUAUACUUCACAACAAACUUUACAGUAAACGAUUGGGAAAUUUAUGCAUCGGGACCUCGAGAAAUCUAUGUGCUUGAUUGGAACAUUGAUGAUUUCGAUGAGCUAAGAAUUACAGAGCAUGUACGAGACUUUAAUAUCUCUCUUGACUGGGAUGAUUCUGUGCAGUUCUUUGGAGAAGGGAUAGAUAAAGUUCAUUUCAAUAUCAUUAAUCCGAACAAUACUAGAUCUGAGCAAUUUACUUGGGCCCUCUGGCCCCAGAAUAUGACUAUGGAUGCUUACGGGAUGGAAGCGACUAAUACUUGUGGUGACUCGAAUGCCUUAACUAACAUUACUUGGGCCUUGCUUAUCGUCAUGCUUUGAGUUAAUAUUUUUGCAUUCCUUACAUUUAAGAUAUCCAUGGGGUAUACCUGGAGCUUAGUCUUUGUCCUACAGUAUAUAAACUUUAUUCCUCUAACAAAUGUUUUCUUGCCAUCGUGCUUAAUGUGGUACCAUAAGAAUACAGGAUUGGUCAAUGGUUAUGACCACAUAAUUAGGGAUAACUUCAUUGGAAGAAUGUAUCAUCAUCUCAACUUAUCUCUAAUGACUAGUUACAACUACAGGUUUGAAAGAUAUGGCUAUAUUUACACUUCUUUCCUUGAUAACACAGCUGACAUUCUCAUGUGAUGGGUCUAUGGACUUCUCUUCCUCUGAUUUGUAGUUAUGCUAGCAGAGAUUUGUAGAGAAUGGGACUACUACAAACAUAUGGUGAGAUUGUAUCAAUGGCAUAUGUACUAUAAGGGCUUUAUGGUUCUAUAUCUCAAAGUUAUUCUAUUCUCCACCCUGAACAUACUCAAGUUUAACACAGGGACUGUGAUGAACCAGAUCUCUUCUCUUUUGGCAAUAAUUUUCUUCUGAUUCUUUGUUUCAUACCCUGUAUUUCAUACAAUCUGGGCAUUCAAAUACCGAAAGAAGACACUUGAAGAGAAACAGAAGAGUUUUAUGUUUUCAGAGAUCCUUUUCGACGAGUUUGCUGUGUACAAGUCAAUACAAUUCUUCUACUUCUGGAAAUUCUGAGCCUGAAGAAUUCUAUUUGCCAUUAUGAUCUUGUUCGUUCAGAGCCCAGUUGUACAACUAGGUGUUUUGAAAGGAAUUUUUAUUUUGAAUAUUCUGUGGCUACUAGUAGUCAGGCCAUUCAGAUUCUACAUAAGAAUGUUUCACUCAGUAAUGAACGAUGUAGGAGGAUUGGUCUUACUUGGCCUUCACUACAAUUUCAUGUGGGAAGGAAUGUCCAAUGAGGAGUAUUAUCAAUAUGCUCAAUAUUGUAUGAGAGCAAUAAUCGGACUUAUAGUUCUCAACAUCAUAUGUGUAGUUGCUCAUUGGAUCUUUGAGCUCCUCUUUAGACUCUUCCCCUUCUGUUGCCUUGGAGUCAGGAAGAAGCUACAGAAAGCCGAUGCUGAUGAUGAAGAAGUCAAUCCAGAAGCUGAGGUCCUUUCUUCUGAAGAAUCCGUAGAGCCAAAAGUAGUGAUACAACCUCCAGUUGAAAUAGUCAUUCCAGCUGCAGGAGUCUUAGUUGAAAAAGGACAGGAGUAUCAGAUGCAACAAGACAUCGUUGUUGAAAAAGAGAAGAAGAAAAUGCCCAAGGAGGAGUUUAAAGAAGCUUCUGAAAUCAAGCCAUCAAAUGUUGACAAUGAUGAUGAAGAUUUAGUCAUCGAUCAAAAGAAGACCCCAACAGGCCUCAAUAACACCUACAACGCUACCGGAACAACUCUAUUCGGCAACACAGGAGGAGGUGCUGGUCUCUUUGAAAGAUAA
This is a messenger RNA of Moneuplotes crassus, 2799 nucleotides long. Lineage: Eukaryota; Ciliophora; Spirotrichea; Euplotida; Euplotidae. The record is from the annotation of a GenBank genome assembly.